AAUGUUCAGCUAUGACCGGAAAUCGAUUCUUGGAGAUGCUGCACUGCAGCAUUGUGGUAUGGCCGUUGAAUCGCGUGAGAGGAACUUCACGACUUCCACGGUCAGUUGUACAACGAAGUGUAUGGAGCCGUACUCGAGAGGAACGUUACCACCGCCUGCAGCGGGAGCUGCGGCACUUGGGUGAAGUGGCCGAGCUGGAAGAUUUGAAAACGCAGGUGCCCAAAGCUUGGCAUGUGGUUGAGAACUUCUUGGAUCCCUGUGAUGCUGAGGAGCGUGGCAGUGCAAUGCUGCCUGGACGUGCUCGAAGUGUGGCCGGGAGCGUCGUGGAGGAAUUGCAGCGGGGCCGCCAAGCAUCACAGGAAGGCCUACGAAACGUCGAUCGCACCGAAGAAGAACUGCAGGAACUGCAGUCGGUUCACGAAGGAAGUGACCCGGUGCAGGACCCGGUGCAGCGUGUGCCACUGACCGUCUUGUUGGAUGGCCUUUGUCCACACGAAGUUGGCUGCUUGAUGCGGACUUGCGAAGCUGCAGGCGGCCAAAAAUGA
Cladocopium goreaui is the source of this 545-nucleotide messenger RNA. The record is from the annotation of a GenBank genome assembly. Lineage: Eukaryota; Dinophyceae; Suessiales; Symbiodiniaceae.